Messenger RNA from Acipenser ruthenus (sterlet), 4779 nucleotides. RefSeq names its product 6-phosphofructo-2-kinase/fructose-2,6-bisphosphatase 2-like. Gene Ontology annotation, biological process: fructose metabolic process; fructose 2,6-bisphosphate metabolic process. The coding region runs from base 346 to 1902 and encodes 518 amino acids. Lineage: Eukaryota; Metazoa; Chordata; Actinopteri; Acipenseriformes; Acipenseridae. The transcript is spliced from 17 exons. Gene Ontology annotation, molecular function: 6-phosphofructo-2-kinase activity; ATP binding; fructose-2,6-bisphosphate 2-phosphatase activity. The record is from RefSeq and is a predicted model, not a curated record. Gene Ontology annotation, cellular component: cytosol.
CCUCCUUGUGCAACGUGAACAGGGAAGGUCAUGUUGCAGCACAGAAACAGCUUCCUUACUCUAGACCCUGUUACCGGCACAUUGGACUGUCUGUUGCAGUGCGAGUGACUGACUGAGGUCUACAGGGGGGCUUGAGGAAGGCUUGAGAGGAGAGAAGAGAGUACAAAGGGAGCUGAAGACUGCUGCAGUAACCACACACAAACAGGGAGAGAGCAAUUCAAUUUACCUGCGAGAGUUAUGGAGACUCCUCGCUUCUAGAGCUCUCGGUCCCCAAGUGUUCCGUGGGGUUGUCUGUCUGUCCGUCCAGCUAGCUGUCAGCGUGGACAGUGCCAUUAGAGUAGAGACAUGGCCACGGAUUCAUGGCAAGAGGCUGGAAAGACCAGGAAAAGUCACUUGAGAUCCUGUGAGAAAAAAUCCUCAUGGGCCUCCUACAUGACCAACUCCCCCACCGUGAUUGUGAUGACCGGCCUCCCGGCGCGAGGGAAGACCUACAUGUCCAAGAAGCUCACGCGCUACCUCAACUGGAUUGGAGUGCCCACCAAGGUUUUCAACCUGGGUGCGUAUCGUCGAGAGGCUGUCAAAAUGUACAAGUCCUACGACUUCUUUCGACACGACAAUAAAGAAGCCAUGGAAAUCAGAAAACAGUGUGCCUUGGUAGCUUUAGAAGAUGUGCAAGCCUAUUUGACGGAGGAAGGGGGGCAAAUCGCUGUAUUUGAUGCCACAAACACAACCAGGGAAAGAAGAGAUCUGAUCCUUAGUUUCGCAAAGGAAAACUCGUACAAGGUCUUCUUCGUGGAGUCUGUGUGUGACGAUCCUGAUGUCAUUGCUGCUAAUAUAUUGGAAGUGAAGGUGUCCAGCCCGGACUAUCCUGAAAGGCACAGGGAACGGGUCAUGGACGACUUCCUGAAGAGAAUCGCGUGCUACGAGGUUACAUACCAGCCCCUGGAUCCAGAUCACGAUGACAAAGACUUGUCCUUCAUUAAAGUGAUCAACGUGGGCCGGCGCUUCCUCGUGAACAGAGUCCAGGAUUACAUCCAAAGCAGGAUCGUCUACUAUCUCAUGAACAUCCACGUUCACCCACGCACCAUCUACCUCUGCCGCCACGGAGAGAGCCAGCACAACGUCCUGGGCAAGAUCGGGGGCGACUCAGAGCUGUCAGCACGCGGCAAGCAGUUCGCCCAUGCCCUGCGGGAGUUCAUCAAGCAGCAGAAGCUGGCUGAUCUGAAGGUGUGGACGAGCCAGCUGCGGAGGACGAUCCAGACCGCCGAGGAGCUAGGCUCCCCGUACGAGCAGUGGAAGAUCCUGAAUGAGAUUGACGCGGGGGUGUGUGAAGAGAUGACCUACGAGAUGAUCCAGGAUUCUUACCCAGAGGAAUUUGCCCUGCGAGACCAGGACAAAUAUCACUACCGCUACCCAGGAGGAGAGUCCUACCAGGACAUGGUGCAGCGUCUGGAGCCCGUGAUCAUGGAGCUGGAGAGGCAGGGGAACGUGCUGGUCAUCUCACACCAGGCCGUCAUGCGCUGUCUGCUCGCCUACUUCCUGGACAAGAGCGCAGAUGAACUUCCUUACCUGAAGUGCCCACUGCAUACUGUUCUCAAACUGACCCCUGUUGCUUAUGGCUGCAAAGUGGAAACGUUUUACUUGAACAUUGAAGCAGUGAACACUCACAGAGACAGACCUCCAGAUAAAAGCGGAACGGAUCCAGCCCCGACCCUACAGCGGCGGAAUAGUUUCACCCCUCUGGCUAGUCAUGACCAGGUCAAGCGGCCACGGCUCUACAGCGCUGGCAACCGGCCACGCCUGCCCCUGACCACGUCACCGGGGGCGCUGCACUUCCCUGAGCCGCAGCAGGGGGCGCUGCGUCAGCAAACCCAACAUCGUUUGGGGAAUGCCUGCAUGUGAGUACUUACAGAAGGCUGGAGUCGUUCCAGCCUGGCUGCCUGUGAGUCUCUAGUCGCUGUCUCUGCUUCUGAGUAGAGCCUCAAGGAUACCCUUGCAUUGCUCCCACCUGCUUCUAACGGCUGUUCAAACUCCUGCUCUUGACGGCUUCAGCGGCAAACAUGUCUAUUUUUUGUAAUAAAUAUAGUAAGCAAUGUGGAAGGAGGCUAUCGGUGCAAGCACAUGCUGUUUCUGUAAAUAAGUAGCUUCAAUACUGUAGCAGGCUUGCAACUGAAGUUGCAUGUGUCAAGUUGUUAAACACAGCCAAGCUUUUUUAUUUGUUAAUCGGCCUGCUUCUAGUACAAUAACGGACCACCAGUACAUUUGAAUGUGUUUUUCUCGGUUUCAAAAAAGUUAAAUAACGUAUGAAGUACUUGCACUGAUGGCUUCAAAUGUUAUGCUCUGGGAUGAGAUCAGACUGCCUAGAAAUAUCUAUUCCCUGAUAUUAUCCUUUUACUUUAAUUAUAGCUAUAUGUUUAGUAAGUAAUCCAUUGCACAAAUCUGGGGAAAGAUGCUGGGACAUUAUUUUUUUUUUUUUUUUUUUUUUAAUUCCUGUGAUUGUAUUAUUCACUUUUGCCCGAGACUGCUGAUUAGUUCUGUAUCAGUCCUACUGUUAUAAUAACAGUGACAGGCUGAUCAUGCCUUCCUGAUGAGAUAUACACCAACAUGGACUUUGUAAUGCAUAUCUAUUUGUAUUUCUGUAGUAAGCGCUUCCUUUAUUUUGUUUUGUGAUCGUUGAGAGACAAUGGCCAUUGAUAGCCCAUUUCAGAAUGUCAUUGUGCAAGUGGAAUCUACAUUUUUGUAGAUCUUGGUUUAAGGAAUGUACAUUUCGCAAUAAUAAUUGUGCAACAAUGUCCUGUUUUGUAUGUUAUGGUUAAGCAUCAAUUGAUAACUGUAAUUGUACUGUUCUUAAAGAUCCUCGUUUCUUUUAAGGGAAUGUCGAUUUGUCUGUAAAGGGAGGGAUGUGUGACUGAGAAAUGGAUAAAGAAAAUCCCUGACACUUUACACUAGUUUGGCUGCUGGGUGACACUCCAUAGUAGUAUACGCUGAAGAGACUUUCUUCUGUUAAAAAAAAGGGUUCCUUAAACAGAAAUGAAGAUUUGAGAUUUGUUUUAACACAUGCAGUACAGUGUUGUCCUUAUUCAAGUUGACUGUGACAACCACAGCUCUUUACCUAUAACUUUAAACACUGGCAUUCACUAUAAAACUGCACAUCAUGGGGUUUUCAGAUACAAAACAUAGUGGCAAACUUGAUGUGAACUAUAUUGUAACCAGGUUAAAUAACAUGUCCUUAACUUUCUGAAUUUGACUCAUUCACCUGCCUUACAAAGUAAACAAUAUAUACAGUAUGUAUGUAUAUAUCAGAUACGUAUUUGUAAGUUUGUGAGUAGGUAUAAAGCAUACUGCACACAUAAUAUACCUGUACUGUAACAAUCAAUAACAAACUAACUCAAAACCUACUGAUUAACUCAUAUUAGCCUUAUGUGCAAUGUAUUCUGGCUGAAUGUAUGUACAGCACAGUACUGUAUACCAUUGACCUGGCAAGCCAGUAUAUUAAAUGCAUUACAGUGGCAUAUUUGUUAUGGGUGCAUUCAAAUACCACUAGCUGGUAUUUGGUUAAAACUACAGAAUGUUUUUUUUUUUCUAUCUGCAGAUUUUCUUGUUUAUUGUCAAAACAUUAUCAUGCAAAAACCCUGAGCCUGAGCAAUGGUGUCAUGACUUCAGCUUUCUGUAGUUGAAUUGUGUGCAAGGGCAUGCUGGCCUUGCCCACCAAGGAACAGCUAAUCUCUGUGUUUCAUUGAUCUGAACACUAGAUUCACUUGGAUGGAUUGCACUGAAACACACAAGAUUUUUUUAAAAAAAAUUUUGGCACUCCCAAAUGGAAAAUAUUUUAGCGUACUAAAUUCUUUGGACAACUCAGUGAGAGUUUGCCUAACACAGCAACUCACCCCCUGUGUGCUCAGACAUGAUAAUGCCCAUUGAUCUGUUAAUGGUUUUGGGGGAAUGAUUGGUUCUAACAGUCUGCAGUCACGCAUGUCUCCUUCUGCUCCGUUGUGAAGGUGUAUGCAGGUUUUCAAAUCGGUGAGUCGUUCAUAAGAUUUGAGCAUCACAGAAAGAUAUAUCCUAACAUCCAUACAAGGAAUGAGUCUGUGCACUGCAAGCUGUUAGUAUUCUGCGGAAUGCUUAACCAGUAUUUGUAUAUUGCUUGAAAGCUUUUAAUAAAAUCCUUAUUACCAGUAAAAGUUAAAAACACGAUAUUACAGUCUUACGAUUUAAUUUUCUCUUUAAAAGAUAAGUGGAACCUGGGUAUAAGAAAUGAAAUUCAUGCUAGGGAAGAUUUAUUUGUUUUAGGUUUCUGUGAACGCAAUCAUUAUCUAGUCAAAAUGGCUGAUUAGUUUAAUAUUUUAAAAUAAUAUUUGUAAUCCUUGCUUUUAACUGAACUAACAACGAAAAACUUUGUAAUACCACUAGAUAGGUUUGCACAGGUAUUUAAAGAGAUGUAUUUUAAAGGCGUGCAUUAAAUUACAAAUCUGCUACCGCCCUAGCUUUUAAAAAGUAUAGCUAUAGCGGAACCAAACAUUUGGCUUUAAUAUAGACGAGUUCUUAAUAUUUAAUAGUUAGAUUAUGUAUUUCUGUGUCUGAUAUAUUCAGUGUUAUUUAUUGGCAGUGUGUGAUCAGGACUGGAUUACAUUUUCAUUUUAAAAAGCUGUGGAAACGCACAAUAUUUCUGAUUGUAUAAAAACCUGAUGUGUUUUGUUUGUUAACGUUCUUCUGUAUGUUGCAAAUCAUGAUGAUGCAGCAGUAAGAUUACGCAUUCAAUAAAAAAACUUUUUUUUGGGA